AUGUGCUCCCAGAGCUCUUUUAUGACUCAAGAAUCCUUGGUCCUUGACCUCAGUGAUCAUAGUUCUCGCCAACGACAUACCCUUCACACUUUUCCAGCAAGUAACUUUCGAAGUGUGCCAGAUAGACCGCAAACUUUCUAUCAAAGCUCAUCACUACGAUUUAGGUUUGACCACGAGGACGACGAAGACAUGACUGACGACGAGGAGGAGCAAUCGCUACUCAAGCCUCUGAUUAACGCACAAAACAACUCCAGUCCGGCGCCAAGGGCUGACGUUCUUCCCGUCCCAUUUAGGACCCACAGGCCUCAGCUUUCACAGACAGUCACAAUCUUGGAUGAGCCCGAUCAACCGGCUGUACCGUUCACACAACAACUUACAAUGAGUCAAUUCGAUCUACAACAAUCACAAAACUAUCAAACGCGUGCCAAGCUUCGACACGAAGCUUGGCAAUCACAGCAGAAAUCCUCUAAUUCUCGUAAGGUGCUGGAGAAAGUCUGUAAUUGGUCUCGGUAUUCACAACCUCGACGAGAGCAACCCAAAAAAAGAGCUUCCAUAAAGCGCGUAAACUCUCUUUCAAGGCGCAAAGAUUUUUCAACUCGAGAUGAAAUGGCCUCCUUCGCUAAAUCUGGUAACUUCGUCUUUCACCGCGGAUUUUCCUUGCGACGGCCCCCGCACGCUGCCCAAAAAUCCAAUUAUAGGAACCGUACAGAGCUUACUUCCGUCAUGGACUACAUUAAUCCAGAAUCUACAGUUGCCGCAGAUUUUACUUCCAGCACUCGAUUUAUGGUAAUGCAACUAAAACCACCCGCAUUUUGGCAAGUUCUGCGACUUCAUCCGAAGUUUAUUUUUCGGACCUUAACCUCCAAACCACAUUGCCAAACUUCACUCAGAAAUACCCAACCUCAAAAGUCAAGACAACACAAGAAUAGCAUAAGACGCCAGUCGCCUUUGCGUAUGCGCAUCUCGACUGUUAGGAGGUCAAAGUCGCAUCCUGGUCCAUACCGUUAUUCUUCAUCACAACUACAAAAUAAGCAGUUGUACGAUGUAUGGAAACAUUACUUAAUGGACGUAAUUGUGCAACGCGCCAAAUUUAGGCUUUAUUUGACCAAUUCAACAAGUCAAAGCAGUGCUUUUUUUAGUGCGUCCAGCUCUCUGACAACACCAUCUGAUGAAGAUUAUUUCCCUUCUGAAUCUUCAGCAGCUGGUACAAGCUACAACAGGAACUCUCGUUAUCGUGUUAACGAGAAUCGAAGUGUCAAGUCUUUCAGACUAAGUAACGAAAUUGCAUCACUUUCCAGCAGCGAAGGAGUCAGAUACAUACCAAGUAUGCGAAAGGUUUCUUAA
This is a messenger RNA of Lachancea nothofagi CBS 11611, 1344 nucleotides long. NCBI's taxonomy places the organism in Eukaryota, Fungi, Ascomycota, Saccharomycetes, Saccharomycetales, Saccharomycetaceae. The record is from the annotation of a GenBank genome assembly.